Molecule: messenger RNA, 3222 nt
Organism: Micropterus dolomieu (smallmouth bass)
Lineage: Eukaryota; Metazoa; Chordata; Actinopteri; Centrarchiformes; Centrarchidae
Product: phospholipid-transporting ATPase ABCA1
Exons: 3
Coding region: 24-503 (159 amino acids)
Biological process (GO): phospholipid efflux; transmembrane transport
Cellular component (GO): membrane; intracellular membrane-bounded organelle
Molecular function (GO): phosphatidylserine floppase activity; ABC-type transporter activity; phosphatidylcholine floppase activity
Source: RefSeq, a predicted model, not a curated record
UUCUGGUGUGUUUUUUUUGCAGCAUGGAGGAGUGUGAGGCACUUUGCACCAGAAUGGCCAUCAUGGUCAAUGGCAGGUUCCGCUGUUUGGGCAGUGUGCAACAUCUCAAAAACAGGUUUGGGGAUGGCUACACUAUCAUCCUGCGGGUGGCUGGCCCAGACCCAGACCUUCGGCCGGUUAUGGAGUUCAUCGAGCAUGAGCUGCCUGGCAGCACACUGAAGGAGAAACACCGCAACAUGCUGCAGUACCAGCUGCCCACCUCCCUCACCUCCCUCGCCCGCAUUUUCUCCCUGCUCUCUACGAACAAGGAGGCGCUCAGCAUAGAGGACUAUUCCGUCUCUCAGACAACUCUAGACCAAGUGUUUGUAAAUUUUGCCAAGGACCAAAGUGAUGAGGACCAUUUGAAAGACCUCCAUCUGAACAAGCGGGACGCUGUGGUAGUGGACAUUUCCCAGGUAAACUCUUUCCUCACGGAAAGCAAGACGAGGGAGAGCUGCGUCUGAUUCCACAACAUACUACCAGUGGGAGUUGCUAUGCUUCACCCCUCUACCCCAAACCAGGAAAUAUGGACCACUAACCUGCGGGGGAGACAGACUAUGUUCAUUUUUUAUUAGUUCUAUUUUUUAGUCUUUUUUAAUUGUUAUCAUUUCUCAGUGAACCUGCACUUCAGCGCACAGCCUCUUGAGACUGCAGGUAUUGUGACAGACACUGAAACAAUGAAAACUCAAUGCAAAUCAAUGCAAGAAAUAUAUAUAAAUAUAUUUAAGAUGAGAAGAUAUUCCUGUGAGGGUUGGAGACCGGUGCUUCUCCUUCACUAUAAAGAAAGAAGACUCUUGACACUUGAAGUGAUGGCAGGAUGAUAAUUCUGCGUUAGACUGGAAAGCUUGUAGCCCUGCUACUCACGCAAUGGAUGCAGCAUCAGGGACAAAGGAAAUAUCUCUAGUUUUUAAUCCCUGUUCCUAAAAGUAGUUAGCAGUAGUCAGUGGGUCUGUGUAUGUGCUACUCUGUAUCACGACAGCGUAACGAAGAUCUAAUCAUUCACUGCCAACAGCUAAAAGACAGACUGACUACUUUUUUUAUUCGGGGUCAAACCUCUCAAUCUGUCUUCGUUACCAAGCGCAGUUGUUUUAUAAUGUUGAAUGGUGAAAAGGCAUUUACAAUCCAAUUGAUUUCAGUCAUAAACAUGCAAUCAUGCAACAUAUUAAUUAUAACUAAUUAGAUUUUUUUUUAAUGUAAUUCUAAUAGACAAACAUAACCCCUAAGAUGGAGUUUUUUGUCUUUGUUUGCAUAACAAUUAAUAUUGAUAACUAAGUUGUUUUUUUAUUUGUUGUUGUUAGUGUCCUUGACAUUGUCCAGCACAGUGCCUAUACUGUAUCAUGGUGGAGAGAGAAAUCUGAGCACUCCAUUGAAAACAACAACGUAUGUAGGCUCCAAGGAAUGUCUAAGACAGAUACCAUCGUGCAUCAGAGCACAAAAAAGGAAUUUUUAGUGAAGACGAUGAAUGAGACUUGACUUUUCUUUUUAGAAAUUGUGUUCUUCAUUGUCAAAAACAAACAAACAAAAAAAUCUUGUGUUUGCUUGAUGUCUGUACACGAAGAUGUAGUCUGCUAUACUGGCUUGUUUUAACUGCCCUGCCCUUUUUAAGUGGAACUGAAGGAAGGCUAAUCAGAAUGGAAGCAAGGUAAGCAUCGCAAACUGGCAGUUAUGACUUCAAGAGAAAGCUGAAGAUUGAUUAGGAAUUUGGACUGGUUUUUGAAAGUUCAUUGGAAAUAUAUACUGCAUGCUUUCUACUGGGCAUCACACCUGGACCAUCUGCACUUCAGCGUGUGGGCCAGAGCAUGCCGCCAGAUCAGUGUGUAAAGGACUGGAGACAACUGAAUUGUACUUCAUUGUUGUUGGAUUACUGGCACAGAUGUAUAUGUGGAGUUUAAAUCUAAAUUCUGUUACAACAAAAAAAAAAAGAUCUAUAUGAAAAUGUGAUUUUAGCUAUGAAUCAGAUGGAAAUGUUCCUGCGGGUCAAACCGUAGCUCCCACGCAUGGAGAAGACAGUUUCACAGCUACUCUGCUUGUGUGGGAUCUAAAGACAGUAACUUUUCCAGUUACAUGCGCUUUUAUUAUAUGCCUGUGUGAGGGCACGAUGGGCGUUUUACACCUGAGCCAGCACUGAUGUGGAUAUUAUGUACAGUGGUAAUUUUGUGAUGUUGAGUAAAAACAAACAAACAAAAAAAAAAGUUACCAGUGGAGUGAACAAACAUUAUCUGUGCCAAAUGGAACUGUGUAUCUUUGAUCAACCAGCAUAAUCUUGAGGAGGCAACUGGUCUAUAAAGUUUCUAAGUUGUGCUGUAAUUUUUUUGCUAUUUAUCAUCAGCUCACUUACAGAAACCCUCCUCUCUCAUUGUCAGCAGCUCAAAACAAAAAGCAAAUAUUACUUAUAAUUUGUGUGCCCUCAUUCAGUCGCCAUCAGAUUGCAAGUUUUUUCUAUCUUCUGGUGAUGUUGCCAAAUUCGAAUCUUUCUGUUCGUCCACAUUAAUAAGCUGCCACACUUUUCUGUCAGUAACUCAAUCAUUAUACGUGAGGUUGAGGUACUUCACACAAAUUCAUGUGUUUCCAGAGCUAGUCAGAAGGCCAGCCUACACCUAAACAGGGACCAGGAGUCGUGCUUGUAAUGCUUUAUAGUCCAAAACUCAUAUCCAGGUUUUAAAUUGAUGACAGAUUAGUCAUUAUAGGUGCUCUGUGUCAUAUAAAAUCUUGUAGGUGGUUUCCGUUAUCUCAGAAAUAUAAUUAGUGCUGUGGGGCUUCAGACUUACCCUCAGCUACAUGUGAGCACUUUAUAGAAUUCAUAGCCUGUCUUUUCAAAGACAGACGUAAGGAUUUGGCUAUGGCAAAUUACACAUUUAAAAACAAAUAUCUGCAGUGGAACAGAUACAAUUCAGACAAACUGAAGAUACACCACUGCAUUAAAACAUUUGUUUGACUCUUGAAAUAGAGAAUGAAAGCUUACAUGUGAUUGAGAGAAACGAGCGAGACGGUGAGAAGCAGAGAUAGUAGUGACAAAGACAGAAACGCAGGACAGCAGGAAGGUGGUGAUUUUUCUCUUCUCAUGCUCAAUGUUAUGUGUUUACAUUUUUAAGUAUUAAACAGCUGUUUGAGUCUGUUACUCAUUGUGUAUAGUUACUCUUUGCAUUAAGAAAUAAAAGAAUUCAUACAUUUUGAGAAAAAAAA